Molecule: messenger RNA, 978 nt
Organism: Exophiala spinifera
Lineage: Eukaryota; Fungi; Ascomycota; Eurotiomycetes; Chaetothyriales; Herpotrichiellaceae
Exons: 2
Coding region: 1-978 (325 amino acids)
Biological process (GO): lipid metabolic process
Molecular function (GO): phosphoric diester hydrolase activity
Source: RefSeq, a predicted model, not a curated record
AUGAUGCUCUCGACCUUGGCUGCCGUCGUCGCCUCGCUCGCCCUGGGUACAUCCGCUGCCCCCGUCCCGUCACCGGACGCGGCGGAAGGCCUGGACAUCUCGACCACGCUGCAGAACAUCCUGUCCAACACGCACAACAGUGACGCGUAUACGUAUCCGACGGACCUGACGAGAGGAAUUGUGCCGAAACCAAUCCACUCACACAAUGACUACUGGCGAGACAUUCCCUUCUACACGGGUCUGUCGUUUGGCUGCAUCUCGACCGAGGCCGACGUCUGGCUCUACAACGACACGCUGUACGUGGGCCACGAGCGGUCGGCGCUCACGACGUCCCGGACGUUCGACAGUCUCUACGUCCAACCCAUCCUGGACACUCUGCGGCGCGAGAACCCGACGACGCAGUUCGUGAGCAGCCCGACAAAGAACGGCGUCUUCGACGCGUCGUCGGGCCAGACGCUCUACCUCUUCGUGGACCUCAAGACCGACGGCCCGUCCACGUGGCCCGUCGUGGUCCGACAGCUCCAACCCCUCCGCGAGGCAGGGUACCUGACGACGUUCAAUGGCACGGGCAUCACGCCGGGCCCCGUGACGGUGAUAGGCACGGGCAACACGCCGCUGGACCAGGUGCAGGGCGUCGACGACCGGGACUACUUCUUCGACGCCAACCUCGCGCUGCUGAGCACGACGCAGUCCAACAUCACGCGCGACGUGAGCCCCGUCGCCUCCACCCAGUUCAGCAAGUACUUUGGCACCAUCAACGGGACGACGUUCAACGGCACCCAGCUCGCCACGCUCGGCGAACACAUCGCCGUCGCCCAGGAGAAGGGCAUCCUGGCUCGGUACUGGGACACGCCGGCCUGGCCCGUCAAGACGAGGAACGCCGUGUGGGAGACGCUGAUCGAAGCCGGCGUUGGUCUGUUGAAUGCCGACGAUUUGGCCGAGGCCGCCGGGUUCGGCGGCGUCAAUGGAUAUUGGUGA